AUGCCAUUAAGCGCUUUCUAGGGAGCAAGGCGCGCCUGCUAUAUAAAAUGGCGCUCCAUCGUAAAAAUGGUAAUUUAUUUGCCCGUUAUUUAAAAGCCUUUUCCCUCCUGCGAUUUGUGUAGUAGCGUGUUGUGUACAUUUGCCACAUGCAUAUGGACUUGGUUAAUAAUAAUGUGCUGGUAUGUGUACGUACACAAACGUGUAUUUAAAACUCGUCUACCGGUUGCGUAACCGGAUGUAGCGUUCUAAUUGCUCACGUUUCCCUGCACCGCGUAUCUAUGCGCUGAGUACGCGUGUGUAUAUAUCCGGUGUGACCUUUGCGAUUCGUUUAUCUUGCUGUACAAACAAAACCUCGAUCCGCGAGUAGCCAGUGCCAGUGUGCAGCCCCGAUUCCCUAUGUUGUUAAAGAACCACUUGCAGUGAAGCAGACGCGGCCUUCUGCUGGUGACAGACAGCGGCCGUGGAUCCUGCACUGAUUUGAUUCUUCCGGAUCAUUUACGGACGCGCGCGGACAUCACCGCCACACAACGUCUUAUCGGCAGGGUUAUUUUUCUGUGCUUUUUUAUCAUCACUCCGCGCAGUCAGAGAGAAGAGGAGAAAUUUACUGGCUGGACGAAUCGAGUGCGGGUAUAUUAAUUAUGCAAGAGCCGGCGUAAAUCAGCCUCCCUGGGGAAUUGUUGUGCGCUGCAAUUUGGCAAUGUGUGUGAAUGGGGCGUUCAUUAAUACUGAUCAGCGUACGAUGAGCAACUGCCCGUGGAACAUUUGAAUAAUAUCCAAAUUAUUGAGAGAGAAAAAACACGGGCUGUUGUUAAUUUGUCAGACCGCACUACAAGCACGGUUUGACAGAACACAGAGAACGGUUAUGAUUACGCGGUGUAUACGCGGCCUAUUAUUGAUCCACUAUCAGAACAACCGGCAGCUGCGUAUAUCUUCCAUCUGUAUACAGUCGUCUGUGUGUGUGAUUUAUAUUUGAAUUGCUCCCGCCACAAGUGCUCGUUUCCUGUUAUUUACUAUUGCCACUGGAUAUUGAUCACACCUUGAGGUGUCAUCCGCCAAAGGAGAAAUUAGCCCCCAUUUGCCCAAUUAUAGACUGCAGACUAUUCCAUAAAACCGGCAUUUGUUUCGGGAGGAAAUUCUACCACCACUCGUGAUGUGAUUGUGGGUAAGGCUGCCGGUGUGGGAGGCGAUCCGUUAGACAAUGGUCAGUUAUUUAUCCGCGGAGAGAACGAUAUCAUAUGAUGGAUUAUUAGUGGAUAGCAUCCUGUGCCCGGCCGUGCGGAUUGUACGGAACGUUGCCGGUUCGCAGCGGCGUGCGGGAUUAUCCCUCUUCCUUGUCUUCGUUUUGCUUUCUCGGAGCUUUGUCGCCGGUAUGGACAGCAAAGCGUCCAGCCACUCCUCCCACCCUCACCCACCGGCCGGCUCCAGCCCGCUGGCGUCCUUAGCCGACCGGUCGGUGAGUAAGCAUCUGCUGGAUCGUCUCCUGGAAGGCUACGACUUGGACAAGUGGCCGACCUUUUUCACUGCCGGCCCCAACACCACCGCCGAGCCGACACUCAGCCACAUCUCCGUGGACAUUAUGUUCAUCAGCUCCAUUAAUGUGGAGGCCAUGGAUUUAACGGUGGAUAUGUACUUAAACCAAAUGUGGACGGAUAAGCGACUGCGAUUUGACGAUACUUUAUCGAAAAGCCGAUUGCAUUUGAAAACCGUCGAGCAGAUGCGCAGAAUCUGGGCACCGGACACAUACAUCGUAAACGCCAAACAAGCCAAUUUCCACCACGUCACCACGGAGAACCGUGUGGUGUAUAUCGCGCCGAGCGGCGAAGUGUUCUACAGCGCCCGCAUCACGGCGAAAGUGGCCUGCGACAUGAAAUUCCACAGCUUCCCCAUGGACACCCAGGAGUGCUAUCUGCAUUUGGCCUCUUAUGCUUACACCGUAGAAGUGCUGCAAAUGUUCUGGCUGAAAGAACGACCGGUGUCCUACAAGAAGGACAUGGAUCUCAAUCAGUUCCACUUGACCAACGUCACCACCAUUCACUGCCGGGAUCCCUUCCCCGACGGUGAAUAUCCUUGCCUUAAAAUAUUCUUCAAAUUUGAACGACGAGUUGCUCAUCAUCUUAUCCAGACAUUCUUGCCCACUGUACUUAUUGUGACAAUCUCAUGGGUCAGUUUUUACAUUCAGGCCGAAGCCGUUCCUGCCAGAAUUUCCCUGGGAAUUACCACGUUGCUCACAAUGAUUACCCUUAACAGCGGCACAAAACAAGGAUUACCUCCGGUGUCCUACGUCAAAGCCAUUGACGUGUGGAUGGGCGUGUGUACCUUCUUUGUCUUCUCGGCCAUCUGGGAGUACGUCGUGGUGUGCAUGCUCUCCCGGCGUCCCAUUAAGUGCGCCAAGCAUGACCUGGCACGACUGCAGAACUACGCGGCCGGCGCCGGGAAGGAGCGCAAAGACACACUGCUGCCGGGCGACAAGAGUCCCUUAGUCAUUCCCAACACGUACGCCCACGAUACGCCCGCAGGAUCCCUGCCGCCUCCGGCCACUUAUCCCGCUCAGCCGCACUCGCCGGCCCAAUCCCCCACCAGCGUCGUGGACACGGCGGCCGUGCUGAACGCCAUCAACCAGGCGGAAUAUCACGCGCUGACCAACCGGCGCGCUACGCGCUCCAGCACGAGUUUCUUAAGGUCAAGCGCGCCGCCGGUGGCCAAUCAUGUGACCGUAGGGAAUAAGACCACCAAUGCCACGCAGACCACAUGGCCCACGCGGUUUCCGGCGCCGGUAUACGAAACGGAAAUGAUGCAGCUUGUGUGGCAACCGCGAAAUUCCGGUCAACUGCCGAUACCAAACAGCUCAUCCCGGAACUCCUUCGGCGUGACCGCCACCCCUGCGCCGACUGGUGCCGGCCUACUGGAAAUCGACCCGGGGGACAUUGAUUAUGCCGGAGUGACCCCGGACUCGGAGUACUUGCCCAGAGCAUCCCGCCUGGAGUCGGUGGCGCCGCGGAAAAAGCGCCGCCUAAAGCCGAAGUGUGUCAGCUGUUUCGCGCAGGCCAAGAGCGCCAGUGAGCGCUCCAAGCGCGUGGACAUUUCCGCCCGCGUGAUCUAUCCGGCGAUGUUCCUCUUCUUCAACUUUUUCUACUGGCCUUACUACCUUUAUUUGUCCAAUACCGAGUCGAUUAUGCCCGAUAACGAUCGAGUAGUCGUAUAAUCAGCAUGAUAACGAGUGACUGAAUACACUUGUUGACUUGUAUAUGAAAAACUUGAUGCCUCGUCAUGAGCAUGUACCCCUUGUACAGUUCUCGUAGCUCGAUUCGACGGUGUUUAAAUAGUUUUCUUAACGAUAUUGUAAUUCAGAUUUUUAAUUUAUUGAAUUCUGAGUGCGGGCAAGUGCCAACAGUAUGAAAUUGUUGUGCUAGAUUUUUAAGUCCUACCGGAACUGUUAUAUCUUGCCCAAGUGCAAUGGUUGACCAA
Paramacrobiotus metropolitanus is the source of this 3465-nucleotide messenger RNA. RefSeq names its product gamma-aminobutyric acid receptor subunit alpha-5-like. The transcript has 11 exons. Lineage: Eukaryota; Metazoa; Tardigrada; Eutardigrada; Parachela; Macrobiotidae. The record is from RefSeq and is a predicted model, not a curated record. Gene Ontology annotation, cellular component: synapse; neuron projection; membrane. Bases 1199 to 3202 code for a protein of 667 amino acids. Gene Ontology annotation, biological process: chloride transmembrane transport; regulation of membrane potential; signal transduction. Gene Ontology annotation, molecular function: neurotransmitter receptor activity; transmembrane signaling receptor activity; chloride channel activity.